CAAGGAGGUUGGGAAGAAGAAGGAGUCUGAGGUCGCGCGUGCUAAGCCUAAGACUAAACAGAAACAGGCCAUGCCAAAGGUCGUUGAGGAAGAGGCUGUUAUUCAGAAUUCUCAGCGGACGCCGCCGGUUGCUGCAGUCAAGAAGAAGAGGGGGUUGUUGAUGCAGGGUAAGAAGUCGGCUUUGGUUGCUGGAGGGGGGAAGAAGAAGGCCUUUUCGCUACAGGAUGAUGGGGAUAGUGAGGAUGAUGGGGGCGGGGAUGUGGAGAUGAGUGAUGGGGGAAUUGAUAAUGGCCUGGAUAGUGCUAUGGAUUUGGGGCGGCAGGAGGAGAGACAUCCGAUUGAGGAGGAAGUUUCGCAGAUGCUGGAAAAUGAGGACACGGUCAUGGUUGAUGAGGAAGGGGAUGUGCAAGUCGCGCCGGUUAAGAAGGGAAAGGGUAAAGCUAAGGAGAUGGUUAAGCAAAAGGCAGCAGCACCAAUACCAGAGAAGAAAGCGAAACCUAUUCCUCCGACGAAGAGGGCUCAGGCUAAGACGAAGGUCAAUGGCAGAGCAGAAGCUCAGGAUGAGUCGGAUGAGUCGGAUGAGUCGGAAUCUGGAGAAGAAGUGGUUAGACCAGUCAAAGCUAAAACCACUGCUAAGGGUAAAGGCAAAGCUUUGGCGAUAG
Molecule: messenger RNA, 662 nt
Organism: Tuber melanosporum (Perigord truffle)
Lineage: Eukaryota; Fungi; Ascomycota; Pezizomycetes; Pezizales; Tuberaceae
Exons: 1
Coding region: 273-662 (129 amino acids)
Source: RefSeq, a predicted model, not a curated record